AUGGUUAUGGAGUCCAUGCAACCGACCACACGAUUUUGGCCGUUAUCGCCAAGACUAUGGCGGCGGAGCAAUGAGUACUCGAAAGUGGUAUUCGAGCCUCGUAGACCGCCACUAUCGCCGAUAGAGGUCAGGAGGCAUGUUACACCAGAUUUAUUGCAAAGGAGCAUGCUAAAAGAUAGACUGGACCAUUUGAAUUUGGAAGACAACUACGACUGUGAGAAAAGAUGGAGUUGCGAUUCGAAAAAGCCUCCGAUCAAGGAGGUGAAGAGGAUCGAGGAAGUUGUGAAAUUGCGCGUGAAGAAGCAGCGCCAGCCCCGGCCUAACAGCUUGCAGUUGUUGUUGUGCCCGUCGAGCUCUGGACAUUACAGCAGUAACACCUGGAGGUACACCAGGGUGCGCUCGAAAAGCCAUGAGCCGGAAGGCGGCGGGCGGUACGGGGAGGGGGUGCUAGCGCGCGCCAUGCAACCUGCGCCCCCGGGCGGAUCGCCCAAACGCACCAAUCCGGCUAACGCUGGGACGACGGCUGAUCAGUCUACACUAAAAGUCCACCUUCCAAAUGGUGGCUUCAACGUGGUCCGCGCGUCAGCCGAAGAGGAUGUGCGGUCGGUACUACGGUUGUUGGCCUCCAGGCUAGCCACCGGGGACCGAGUGUACGCGUCGUGCUACGCGCUCAGAGCUCGGAAACUAAACACGGGCAAGAUCCGAUGGAUACACCAAGACACGCCGGUAUCAGAGCUACUGUCGCGAUGGGGCGUGGCGGAGUGGCGGCUCGAGUUGCGCGUGCGCUACCUGCCUGCCAGUCUGCGCUCGCUACAAGACGCAGACCGCGUCACCUUCCACUACUAUUACGACCAGGUUCGACACGACUACCUCAACGCCAAUCAUCCUAUUGAUCAGGAAUUGGCGAUACAAAUAUGUUGUUUAGAAAUUAAAAUCUUCUGUAAGGAUAUAGCGACAGAUAAGAAAUUUAACGUAGAAUGCUUCGAGAAGGACUUCGGUUUGCACAAGUUCCUACCAAAACCGGUGCUGGACGCCGUAAAGCCAAAGGUUCUCAAAAAAGCAAUUCAACAACAGUUCAAAAAGGUGGCACACAUGAGUGACACAGAGUGUAUGUUGAAGUAUUUGGAAACGAUGCACACGCAUUACGGAUACGACCGGGAGACGUUCACAGGUGCAUUGGGCAUCGGAUGGGCGAUACCGGUCGAACUCGCCAUCGGACCAGACAUAGACAUAUCGUACGUGUCCCACAAGGCCGGCGAGCCGCCGGAGUACUGCCGCGUGGCGUCGUUCGCUGACGUGCUGGCGCUGCACACGCUGCGCUCGCCCUGCACCAUACAACCGCCGCAGGUAACCAGCGCAUGUGUGUCAUCAUCAUCAGCCCUGCUACGUCGCCACUGAAGGGGCUCAGGCCUUCCUUAUGGAUGUUUAGGGAGGUUAGGUCAUGCUGGCCCAAUGCGGAUUGGAAGGUAUUGACGUUCGGCAUACGCAGCCGGGUUAUCCUGCCUUCCGAAGUUUUUUGGUCACACAUCCUAAUAUCUGAGAUUUAACUAAUUUUAUAGGGCAGUUAUUACAAUAUUUGGCACCCAACAUGUAACUAAUACACAAAAUAUUUAUUUUAUGUAUAAGUUACAGUUUGGGUGGUUGCCUGAACUUUGAUGAAAAUAUGCUCUGUGGGAGGGAAAAAGUAACAAAUGUUUGAAAGAUUCGUCAGUCCUGUUAAGUCACGGGUAGCUCAGUGGUUAGAGCAGUCGCUUAAUUGCGAAAGGUCGUCGAUUCGAAUCCCAUCUCAGAGUAACAGGUACGAUGUGGAUUUAUUAAACUUUUUUAAGAAUAUUUUCCAGUAUAUCAAAUAUAAUAAAUAUACAUAUAUCUGGUUCUCUUAAAAUAAUUUCAUUGUUCAAUCGGAAAAACAUCUAGUAUAAUAUAAAUUAUUUUUAAUAAUUAAUUAUUCUAUAAAAUAAUUAAUUAUUUGAAAUAUUUAAUUAUGUCAAAUAAUUAAUUAUUUGACCGUUUAUCUCAUCUUUAAAGGGAUGAAUCGCGCUUAGCACUCAUUUGUUUUUAUAGGGCGGUUCCUGCGGUAAGGCGGCGUUACAGCUGAGAGUGAAGGGAGCCUCUGAAACAUUAACGAUAACAGUCAGCAGCGUCGAGGUAAAUUUAUAAACACUAACAAUUAGUAUAAUAGCGCGUUGACCUUUGUACCCACUGAUAGUAGGUCCACUUUUCUUUGACAAAAUUGGCUAGAUCCAUCUGUGGAAUAUGUUUGCGCAAGAUUGAAAGAUAUAUGUAAUGCCGGGUCAUUGUAAUUAUACGAAAUUAUCUGUGUUCGCCGACCUGACUAUAUAAUUUACAUAGAGAACUAAUGUGGUUUCAAGAAAAAACAGAGCUUUUAUCAAAAAAAAAAAUUAAUGUCUACUAUUUUCCGUACCCCACGUUCUAGGCCAUGGUAGAUAAUGCAAAGGUUUUUUUA
Messenger RNA from Diatraea saccharalis (sugarcane borer), 2467 nucleotides. The record is from the annotation of a GenBank genome assembly. NCBI's taxonomy places the organism in Eukaryota, Metazoa, Arthropoda, Insecta, Lepidoptera, Crambidae.